Heterostelium album PN500 is the source of this 2925-nucleotide messenger RNA. It is a transcript of the gene aass, whose product is annotated as aminoadipic semialdehyde synthase. The record is from RefSeq and is a predicted model, not a curated record. Lineage: Eukaryota; Evosea; Eumycetozoa; Acytosteliales; Acytosteliaceae. The transcript is spliced from 5 exons. The coding region runs from base 1 to 2925 and encodes 974 amino acids. Gene Ontology annotation, molecular function: saccharopine dehydrogenase activity. Gene Ontology annotation, cellular component: cytoplasm.
AUGGAUGGAUCGAUUGAUUGGUUUAUUAGUGGUAAUAUAUCAAAUGUUUUAGAUAUCCAAGUAGCAGCAGCAACUAUGUCUACAACUACUACCACUACUCCCUCAAAGAGUGGAGAACAAUCAAAGAGUGUUAAUGUUGUUAGUGUAGAGGGUGGAUCGGGCGAUGCCAUUCUUGCAGCAGUCGACAAAUUAGAAUCAAAGGUUUAUACAUUGGGUAUGCGUCGUGAAGACAAGAAUCGUUGGGAGCGUAGAGCACCAUUGGCUCCAUCUCACAUUGAACAACUCGUAAAGAAGGGUAUCAGAUGUAUCGUUCAGCCAUCGACUCUCAGAAACUACUCGAACGGUGCCUACCAGAAUGCCGGUGCAAUCAUCCAAGAGGAUCUCCGUGAUUGCGAUGUCAUUAUCGCUGUCAAAGAGGUUCCCUCCGAGUACCUCUUCCCAGGAAAAACCUACAUUUUCUUCUCUCACACAAUCAAAGCUCAGCCAUACAACAUGCCAAUGUUGGAUGAAAUCAAUAAGAAAAAUAUUAGAUUGAUUGAUUAUGAAAGAAUUACUGAUGAUAAAAAUAGAAGAUUGGUAAGAUUCGGUGCUUUUGCAGGAUAUGCUGGUAUGAUUGAUAUGCUCCAUGCAUUGGGAGAUCGUUUAUUGGCAAAAGGAUUCUCUACACCAUUCUUACAUGUCGGUUACUCCUAUGUGUACUCAAGACUUGAGAAUGCAAUGGAUGCCGUUCGUGCCAUCGGUGAGGAAAUUUCACAAGUCGGUCUACCAGAUGAGUUGACUCCAUUCACAUUUGCAUUCACCUCCGAUGGUGCUGUAGCACAAGGUGCACUCUCCAUCUUUAAGCUUCUCCCACACAAAAUGAUUACACCCGAUGAAAUGGUUGACAUUGUAAAGAACAAAAAGGGUGAAAGAGGUAUUUUGUAUGGUACAAUCGUUACUUCCGAACACAUGGUUGCACCAAAAGAUCCAAAGAAAAAGUUUGACAAGAAGGAGUAUUACAAUGAUCCAUCUCAAUAUAAAUCUAUUUUCUAUGAAAAGUAUGCACCACACAUCUCUUGUAUCAUCAAUUGUAUGUAUUGGGAUGCCAAGUUCCCACGUCUUAUCACCAUCAGACAGAUGGAAGAGUUGGUCGAGACUGGAAACUCAAGAUUGGUCGGUGUUGCUGAUAUCUCUGCCGAUAUCAACGGUUCACUUGAAUUCCUCAUGAAGACAACUUCAAUUGAUUCACCUUUGUUUGUAUAUGAUCCAAAAACACAAGAAAUUCAUGAUCCAACAACAGAUCAAAAAUAUAUGUAUCGUGAUGGUAUUCUUUUCUUGGCAGUAGAUAAUUUGCCAACUGAAUUCCCGAGAGAAGCAACUCAAUGGUUUGGUGAUCAUUUGUUACAGUUUAUGGAGGCAGUUGUCAAGUCGGAUCCAAGCAAGCCAUACGAUAAGAUGGAUGACUUGCCAGCGGAAAUCAAGAGAGCUGUCAUCACUGCACACGGUAGUUUGACUCCACCAUUCGAGUACAUCAAGGAGUUGAGAAAGAAGCGUGAAGCAAUGUUUGGAAAGAUUUUAAUUAUUGGUGCCGGUUACACCUCUCAUCCAGUCAUCGAUUAUCUCACUCGUAAUCCAAGCCAUGUCCUCACCGUUGCCGAUAUCGACGUCGAGCAAACCAGAAAAGUUCUAAAGUUCGAACCGGACAACAUUGACGUUGCCAUUGUCGAUGUAAACGAUCCGGUCAAGCUGGACGAGCUCGUCAAGAAGCAGACCGUUGUCAUCUCGUUGUUGCCAGAGGAUUUGACCUAUGAAGUCGCCAAGUCUUGCUUGCGUAACAAGAAACACUUGAUCUCCAUCGGCUAUUUGACCGACGAGAUUCGUUCGCUCAGCGCCGAAGCCAAAGCAAACAACUUGACAUUCCUCAUGGAGAUGGGAUUGGAUCCAGGAAUCGAUCAUCUCGAAGCAGCCAGAGUAAUCAACGAAGUGCAAUCACAGGGUGGAAGAAUCAGAACAUUUGUAUCGUGGGCAGGUGGACUUCCAGCACCAGAGUCUUCCGACAAUCCUUUGGGUUACAAAUUCUCGUGGAGUCCAAGAGGUGUGCUGGAGGCAUGCACUCUCGACGCCAAGUACCGUCAGGACGGUCGUGAUAUCUCUAUCCCAGGCGCAGAAGUCUACAAGCGUACUCAGAAAGUAGACAUCUUCCCAGCGUUGGCAUUGGAGGGAGUACCCAACAGAAACUGUUUGGAUCUCGCGCAGUACUACAACAUCAAGGAUUGCAACACCCUGUUCCGUGGUACUCUGAGAUACAAGGGAUUCUGCCAGGUUAUUGAAGCGGCCGUCGAAGUCGGACUGCUCGAUGAAACUGUAUAUAGCUACUUGCAACCGUCGGAGGCAUCGCUCUCUUGGAAUCAAGCACUGCGUAAGAUCUUGCCGGUGCCACUCAACGAGAACAUCUCGACCGAGGAAAUCUUUAGAAGAAAACUCAGGACCAGAAGAGGUUAUCCAAACAAAGGCUACGACGACGAGAAGAUCACUUCGAUCCUUUCGGUCUUUGAGUGGUUGGGUAUCUUCUCGACAACCAUAGACAUCGCACAGAAGGGUACUUACAUCGAUGGAUUCUGUGAGUUGCUCAAGGGUAAACUCGAGUUCUCGCCAUCGGAGCGUGACUUGAUCAUUCUCCACCAUAUCUUUGGUAUCGAAUGGCCAGGCGGUAAGCACGAGACCAAGACAUCGACAUUGGUCUACUACGGAGACAAAGACAUCUCUGCCAUGGCCUAUUGCAUUGGUUUGCCAGUUGCCAUGGCUGCCGAACUUCUCGUAGAAGGUUCACUGAAGGAGCGUGGUGUAGUUCUACCAAUCACCGAAGAAUACUACAAACCAAUCUUGAAGUCCCUACGUAACGAAGGUAUUCAAUUCAUUCACCGUUGUCAAUUUGAUCAACAUUAA